Molecule: messenger RNA, 678 nt
Organism: Penicillium robsamsonii
Lineage: Eukaryota; Fungi; Ascomycota; Eurotiomycetes; Eurotiales; Aspergillaceae
Exons: 1
Coding region: 1-678 (225 amino acids)
Source: RefSeq, a predicted model, not a curated record
AUGUCUACAAACCCACCUCCCAAGCCUGGAGCUUCGUCACAACACGAGUCUAACCGCACACUCAACAUGUCAGCCCAAAACCCGAACACCCAGAACACCCCAUCUACACCAGCGAUGGCACCGCACCAACCAAUCCAGAUACCAAGCACACCAGGAUCCUGUGCUCUACGUCUCGAAAACCUAGAACAACAAACCUCCACCAUGAAAGGCGAGUUGAUGGCAUCAAUCGCGGCCGAUAUCUGCGCCACAUUUAUAAGCAUCGCAAAGUACUCCGAAGAAGGCACACUACAGGCAAAGCAUACAGGCGUGAUCGACAAGGUGAUCCAGACAAUCCGCGACACGGACGUGAAGUAUCGACACUUGCUCGAUCGACAGGUUCGCGGACUGCGCAAAGAGAGGAAGUGGAUCCGGAAGAAGUAUUCGCGAUUGGCCGGACAGGCGGAUGGACUGGGUCGCACGUAUCAGACGAAGGCGCGGAAGCUGACAAUUUCCCUACGAGAGACGCGAGGGGAGGUGGUGCGUUUACAACGUGAGCGGGAUCUGUUGCGGGCUUGCGUGAAGAAGAAUGAGACUCCGAAUGACAACGUUGAUGGGGAGUUUGAGGUUGAUGCGGGGGAGAGCGAUGGAGAGUAUGAGAUUGCGGGCAGAGAUGAAACUGUCAAUGAGGUAGAUAUUUGA